AUGCGGAAAGAAGAGAAAGAACGUGAUAAAAAUUGUUCAACAAUAACUGAACUGGGCAAUACACUUUCAUCAAAACAAUCAUCACAUAUGUCAUCACGUUUCACAACGACGGCUGUUCGAGAGGAGGAUUUCGCAGAGGUGAGCAGUCUGGAUAAGCAACAGUGUUCGUUGUUGCAAAGUGUGCAACCUGAAAAGAAUAUGGACGACAACUUUUCAUCAAGUGAAUUUGUUGCGGACGCUAAAGAGAUAAGCGAUGCUCACGAACGCAACCACAGUAAAAGCACAGUUCCUUCUGUACCUAAACAAAAUAAUAUUUCGAAUUUGGAAGACGCCACCCAAACAACAGCAACUAAACUUUUAACACUUAUUGAUAAUCAAGGACACAAAAAAACCGUUCCAAUUAAUCUCAGUUUAGCACAGGAUUAUCCGAGAUCUGCAUUGGAAAUAUUGCAGCAAAGAAGGCAUUCCAGUAUGUUGCCUCGUUUGAGAGAUGAUUUCUCGCUUGAUCCAUCCCUCAAAAGUAUUCGCAGACAUUCGUUGAGUCCAAUCACAUCAGCAUUUGAACAUCCGUCGAUGCAUUUAAGCAGAGUGCCCAUCUUCUCACCCGAAUCAUUCAGACGUCCGUCAUUCAUGCCAACACGUCGCCGUUUUCAUAGUAUCGCACCAGUUGAAAAAGCACAGGCUAAGCCACCCACGAUCCUCGUAUAUACGGGCGAUAAUAACGAACUCUUCAACGGAAUCGCCUCAUCGUUAUCAACAAUGAUUUCAUCGGACACUUAUACCAUAUUUCAUCUGUCCAAAGAAGCGUUACGUGAUCAUCCGUGGAUCAGUAAUGAGACGGCUUGUCUUCUCAUUGCUGAUACAAAAACGCUUGAUGAUAAGUCGUGGGCCAGACUUCAACACUACUUCAACAAUUCAGGCAAAAUGAUAUUCAUAUGUCAAAACAGUUUAUUGGCAAGUCUGUCGUCAUGUGAAACAUCACGUAAAAGUGUGAAGAUGUUGAAGAUGGCAUUCGGUGAAAGGCAUACAAGUGCACUCGGCAAAGAUUUUGAAACGUUUCUCAAGAAGACGCUUAAGAUGAUAGCCAAACAUAAAAAGGUUCAGUAA
Messenger RNA from Anisakis simplex (herring worm), 1107 nucleotides. NCBI's taxonomy places the organism in Eukaryota, Metazoa, Nematoda, Chromadorea, Rhabditida, Anisakidae. The record is from the annotation of a GenBank genome assembly.